GACCGGCUGGAAAAGGAACGGCUCAAUUAAUUAAUUAUGUGAUUCGCAAAAUCUUAUUUUCUAAGUUUUAGUAGACUAGUUGAAUUUAUCAUGUCCUAGUAAUAAUUUGAGUCAAGAUAGAGUAGUUCUCAUUAUCAACUUUAAAUAGUCAGCCAGUCGACGGACGAGUUGAUUGUUUUCAAAAGUUUUUGAUCUCAUUUUUGUGAUAGAUCUUACAAUCAGUAUUUUGUCGUAUUAAAGUAGAAUCAAUUAAUUAGUUAAAAAAUGAAACGAAACAAUGAGCAAGGUGUUUCUUCUGACCCAAUAAGUCCCCCGUCCUCGGCCCCUUCUUCGGGAAAGUGCAAAUGGCUCAAGAUGGACAUGACCGCUGAACGGGCUGCAUCCGCCCUAAACAAUCAAGAGGGUCGUGGGAUGGUCGUGGAGAGAAGGACAGAACGGGCAAGCUCCAAUUUCGAUCCGUUUUCCUUGAGUAGUUUGGGGGUGUCUAUUUCAUCCUUGUUGCCCCCCGGCCUGGCAUCUCCACCGCGCCCAACCCGUCAAAGAUCUUCAGAAUUUUCUGAAAUUCUGCAACGGCUAACAAAUGCUUCUACCUCCACAUCCGACACUGUUCCAAAUCCCGUCGACAUUCCGCAAGACUCGGAGGAUAUUGUUGGUAUUUUAACCGGGGAACUGACCACUCGUCCCGUCGUUCGCACCACUCCGGAGAGAAAUAUGUUGGCUUUGAUGCCCCCAUUAACCGGGCCUGGAGUGGCCAUGUCGGGGAAGAAAAGGGGACAUGGUUCGGUGUCCAAGGGGGAUGAAACGUCCAGCUGUGCCGACAAGGCCUCACCUUUUCCUCCAGAAUUUCUCCCCGAUGAACUCGAGACUUCGGUCAAUCCUUGCUCCGACACAAAGUCAAAGUUGACCAGGAAUGGAAAUCUGUCUGAUUCUAAGAGCGGCCCCAGUUCACAGUCGACAUCAGCUUUUUUUCAAGUAGACAAGUCUCAACUGAAGCCUGUAAACAGACGGCCGUCCCUUUACGAAAUUGGGGACAUUGAAGAUUUCCCCCCACCUAGAAAUUGGGUGAAAGAUCCGGAAGAUUCGACUCGCCUGAUUUGGAAUUCUUAUCGGGAGAAUAAGAAGGCUGAUGAGGCGUCAUCAUCGUCCUACAUGAAAGCCACCGGAUAUGGUCAACCCACCGCGGCGAGUGCACCCAUGCCUGGCUUGCAACGACGCUGGGACGAGGAAGAUGGCAAGGAUGAUGAAGAUAACCGUGUUCAACGACGCUCCCCACCCACGAUGGGGAUCGCCCAACUAAUCGCGAAAGCACGUCUAAACCAUAAGCCACGUGGUCAAGAAAAAUAAGUCCCGUCUUGAUGAAUCCAGUCCUUAUAAAUUAAAUACGCUGAUUAUUAUGCCGAAAUGUUCCUAAAAAUCUUGUUAAAUGUUAAGAAAUUUAUUAUGCAUCAGCCUAUAUUUAAUUUUAAUUUCAUGCAAAUGCUUUUUAUUGAAAUACGUAACUGUUCUACUUCUAAGUAAUCUGAAAAUUUAUAGAAUGUAUGUAGAAAAAAUUUAUCAAGAUUUUUAUCGCGAUUUGCCAAUAAACAGAAUUUUUAUGAUAUAUUUUUUUUCUAUUCGACUUCAAAAUUCGAUAUGAAAUGCAUGCAUAAUUGGAAUCUCGUCAGGGAAUGAAGUACUAAAGUUAUGGAGAACAGUCUCAUAAAUAUAUUUAAUUUUUAGUUUAGUGAUAUAAGUAACUCAAAAUAACGAUGUGUUCAUAUAUAUUUUUCUUCAUUAUUUUAUAUUUUAUUUUCAUUUACGACACUCAGAUUCUUAGGAAUUUCAUAAACUGUAGCAGCAGCAGCAGCAAAUCUGUAAACGACAAAAAAAAUUGAA
Folsomia candida is the source of this 1875-nucleotide messenger RNA. RefSeq lists its product as uncharacterized. The transcript has 5 exons. Bases 265 to 1344 code for a protein of 359 amino acids. The record is from RefSeq and is a predicted model, not a curated record. Lineage: Eukaryota; Metazoa; Arthropoda; Collembola; Entomobryomorpha; Isotomidae.